Molecule: messenger RNA, 2115 nt
Organism: Malassezia japonica
Lineage: Eukaryota; Fungi; Basidiomycota; Malasseziomycetes; Malasseziales; Malasseziaceae
Gene: MSD1
Product: aspartate--tRNA ligase
Exons: 3
Coding region: 1-2115 (704 amino acids)
Biological process (GO): aspartyl-tRNA aminoacylation
Cellular component (GO): cytoplasm
Molecular function (GO): nucleic acid binding; ATP binding; aspartate-tRNA ligase activity
Source: RefSeq, a predicted model, not a curated record
AUGCGUGCCGCGGGUGGGCAGGUGGUGCGUGCGCUGCGUGCGGCGGCGCGGGGCGCGUGGCGGGGUGCUGGAGUGCCGCGCGUAGCUGUGGGGUGCCGCCUGGAGCAUACCAGCCCGAACCGCGUGCAGAUCGCUGCAGAGUGGGCCGCCAAGCCCCGCUCGCACGCGUGCGGCGAGCUGCACGACGCGCAUAUUGGCGAGCGCGUCGUGCUGGGCGGCUGGAUGAUGAUGCCACGAAAAAUAUCCAAGCAGCUCGCGUUUGUCCCGCUGCGUGACCGCUCGGGGACCGUGCAGCUGAAACUCGACGGAGCGAACGAAGCGCUGCUUGCAUCGCUCUGCGACGUGCCGGUCGAGAGCGUGGUAUGUGUCUAUGGCACGGUGCGCGAGCGCGCCGAAAAAGAUAAGAAAUCGGACGUGCGCACCGGCACAAUCGAAGUCGUGGUCGACGAUUUCCAGCUCCUGAAUGCAGCCGCGCCGCUUCCUUUUUACCCGACGCAGUGCGUCCCCGGCAAGCCUCUUCCAAAAGAAACGCUCCGCGCGCGGUACCGCUACCUCGACCUGCGCCGCGCCGAACUCGGCGAAAAUAUCCGCAAACGCAGCCAUGUCGCGCACGCCGCGCGCUGCUUCCUGCACGACGCCGAAUUCUGCGAGAUCGAGACGCCGGUGCUCCUGCGCUCGACGCCGGAAGGCGCGCGCGAGUUCCUCGUGCCGACACGCGGCGCAUCGGACGCGCCGUCGUUCUAUGCUUUGCAGCAGUCGCCGCAGCAGCCCAAGCAGCUGCUCAUGGCCUCAGGCGUGACCGACCGCUACUUUCAGUUCUCCAAGUGCUUCCGCGACGAGGACGGGCGAAAAGACCGCCAGCCAGAGUUUACGCAGCUCGAUAUGGAGAUGAGCUUUGUGAGCGGCGCCGAGGCGAGCCAAGGCGUCUGGCGCAUCGGCGGCAGGGAAAUUCGCGACGUCGUCCAGGGCAUGGUGCGUGCAAUGUGGACGGCCGCCGGCCGUGACGGUGCGCUGCUUCCGCACGGCGACUUCCCUGUCUAUUCCUAUGCCGAUGUCAUGCAGCGCUACGGCUCGGACAAGCCGGAUCUGCGCUUCGGCCUGACGAUCGCCGAUCUGGCACCGAGCGUCGACGCGGCGUCCGACGCGGCGCUCGACGUGCUGAUCGUGCCGCACUCGGCGUCGAAAGAGGCGCCGAUAUCCCUGUCGAACCGCCAGAUCGACCAGCUCCUCCAGAACAAGGACGGGCAGCGGUCGCAGAUCGAGCACUUUAAAGCCAAGGCCGACGAUCCCGACGGCCUUGCGCAGCUCCUCGCCAAAAAGUCGCGCCAUCUUGCGGCCGUGCAGCCGGACGGCGCUGCACACGUCGACGCGCUCGCCGAUGCACUUGCGGCCGAGCUCGCGCAGGCCACCGUCUUUGCCGACGGCGCCCCGAUGGAGAAAGCAGGGCGGUGCGACGUGUUUGUCGCCCGCCGUACGCUCCCUGCGCACGGCGGCAGCACCGAGAUGGGCGAUCUGCGCCUGCGCCUCGCCGAUCACCUCUCUGCGAUCGUCGGCGCCGCGCCCAAGAUUCUGUGGGUCACCGAGUUUCCCCUCUUUACGCGCUCCGACGAAGAGAAGCAAGAGGCCGCACAUGGGCGCUGGAGCAGCUCGCACCACCCCUUUACGGCGCCGGCCGCGGAAGACGUGCCCCGUCUGCUCGAUGCGCUUCACGCCCCCACGCCCGAUCCCGCGGUGAUUGCCGCGAUCCGUGGCCAGCACUACGAUCUCGUGCUGAACGGGUGCGAGAUUGGCGGAGGCAGCGUGCGUAUCCACGAUCCCCACCUGCAAGAGUCGGUCCUGCGGCGCGUCCUCGAGCUGACCGAGGAGGAGACGCAGCGCUUUGCGCACCUCUUGCAUGCGCUGCGCAGCGGUGCGCCGCCACACGCCGGCAUCGCGCUUGGGUUCGACCGCCUGAUGGCGCUGCUCUGCGACACGCCCUAUAUCCGCGACGUGAUUGCCUUUCCGAAAAACGCCGGCGGCUACGACGCGAUGCUCGCGUGCCCCGCACCGCUCGAAGAGGCCGGGCGUGCAGCGACGAACGAAGCGCUGCGCCCCUACCGUCUGCAGUCCAUGUAA